Messenger RNA from Besnoitia besnoiti, 2061 nucleotides. RefSeq lists its product as uncharacterized. Gene Ontology annotation, molecular function: exopolyphosphatase activity. The record is from RefSeq and is a predicted model, not a curated record. Lineage: Eukaryota; Apicomplexa; Conoidasida; Eucoccidiorida; Sarcocystidae. The coding region runs from base 1 to 2061 and encodes 686 amino acids. Gene Ontology annotation, cellular component: cytoplasm. The transcript is spliced from 15 exons.
AUGCGACCCGAAGUGUCCCUGUCGCCGGAAGGGGCGGGUGCGGGCCCUGAGGGCGCCGCAGCUCGUCCGACCGCAGACUUCACUUACAGAGUCGCCUUCACUCGCCAUGCAUCCUUGGCUAUCCGACGCUCUGCGUCCCUCCGCGCUCUUCUGCGCGACCGCCAGAGAGCCGCCGCGGCCUCGCCGUCCUCGUCUUCAACUGCGGCAGCUCAUAACGACGCACGCGGACUCCGUGCCGGCGACCCUGUGGGUGAGCAGGACGGCGGGGCGAGCGGGCCUUUGCUGCAAACCAGGCCCUCGCUGUUGGUGGAGAUCGCGGCUGCGCGGGAGAGGAAGGCGAGAAGCGAAGAGGCGGGUUUGUCUGCGCCUGCAGACGCGGCACACUCUGGGCUGACGGCUGGCUUUCCAGCGUAUUUGACAAACGCGAAGGCCUUUCUGCGUGCGUGCAAGGAGAGCGCCGCGAACGCCGCUAGGAAAGCGGGGAAAUCGGGGGCGGAGACGGAAAUCGUCCUCGUCUUGGGGAACACGAGCGCAGAUCUGGACAGUAUCUCCGCGGCCGUCACCUACGCGAUGUUUCUGGAGUUCUGCCGCUUCACGUUUGAGCCUCUCGACACGUCUGCAGGGGCGGCGGACUCCGCAGCCGAUGUUUUUCCGCGCUUCGUUCCAUUCGUUCAGUGUCUCUCUUGCGAGUACUCCUACAGGCUGCAGACCCGAUGGUGGCUCGAGCACUGCGGGGCCGAGGUCGACGACGCGGCGCUUCUCUUUCAAGAUUCCCCCGCCAUACAGACUCUCCUGACGCAGCCCGCGGAAAGCGCGACGGCGCCGCUGCUCUGUCUGGUUGAUCACAAUGCCCUGACGCCGGCGAACAUUGCGCUUCAGAAAAACGUCAUUUCCAUUCUAGACCACCACGUGGUGCUGCCGGAGGCUCGCGCGUCGCUCGGCGCUGCGUUCGCCGUCGACAUUCCUGGUCCGAGCAUCGGCUCCUGCUGCACUCUCGUGGCGCAACUCUGGGGAGAACUCGAAACCGCUACCGAGAGCGUCCUGCAGGCUUCCAUGGACGCCACGCUCUUUCUCCUCGGCGCGGUCGCUGUCGACACAACCGCGUGCGACCCGUUGCUGUUCCGCGAUCGGUGGAAUCUCCCUGACAAAGAAGCUCUAGGCGCGCUCUGGCGACGCGCAGAAGCUGUUUUGCUUCCCCACGGCCUCCGGUCGCCUGAGGAGCUCGUCGAAGCGUUUGGCAAAAUUAAAUACGACGUUCCGCGGCAGCUGGCGCUGGGCCUUCCCGCGCUCAUGCGCGCCGACUACAAGGAAUUUCUGUACACAGGCGUCUGCGGCCGCGAUCUCAAUGUCGGCAUCAGUGCCCUCACUGUUCCGCUGGCGGAGAUCCUCGAGGCGCAGAGCGAAACACAGCAGCCGCCGCCUGAAUGUGCUCAGUCUUUCAGAGGUCUUCGCCUCGAAUUCGCGAAAGCAGCCGCUGAGCUGAUGGAGGAGCAGAACCUAAGGCUCGUCGUCGGUCUUUCGAACUACCGACCGCUGACGUCGCUUGCUUCGUCUGCCGGCUUGCAACGGCAAGUCGCAAUGAUCGCCAAAAAAGAGUUUCAACAUCUGGCCGAAGGCGCCAUGAGUUUCAUCGUGAACGAUCCUGCCGCUGAGGCGGGCGCCCUACAAGAGCUGAAGAUUGACACCACGACGAAAGAACGAGAGUGCACAGAAGAGUUACGCCGCCUUUUGACUUCCUCCUUAACGGAUAUCUUCUUUCUAGACCACGUAAUCGGCAGCCAGAUGCCUUUCAGUUCCUCAGACAAAGGCGCGUCUAUCAUCCGCCUUUUAGUCUUCUGGCUAUCACGCCUUCCUGUUCGCGGAAACUCUUCGAGCCGAUGCUGCGCACUUACUUUUCCUCCCUCGACAAAGCCUGAGGCUGACUCAGGGGCGGCGCGGGCUGGGCUUUCUGGUGACACUGCGUUUACGCAAGGUUCGCGGCGAGAGCCGGCGAGAGCAGAGCCGAAGACUACCAAGUGCGAGUUGAAACCAAAGAUUGGGGGGAUGAUGGCGGACGUGUGA